AUGCGAUUCUCCGCUCUUUUGCUGCCGCUGACAGCUACCCUCGCCUUCGCGAUCCCCAAGUCGAGCAGAUCGACCACAUCGGGCAAGCCAACUGUGACCCUCGAUUAUACCACCCUUCAAGCUGCUGCUGGAAAUGAGACUCUCGGCUACUACAAAUAUCAGAAUAUUCGUUUUGCCGCGGUUCCUACAGGUGACCUUCGUUUCGCCAAGCCGCAAUGGCCCCCUACCGAGUCUGGCAUCAACAAUGGCACCACUUAUGCGGAUGCCGAUGUCGAUUGCUCCUCAGAGGAAGACUGUCUUUACAUGGACGUGUGGGCUCCGGCCAAUUCCAAGGGGAAGAAGCUGCCCGUCAUGGUGGCUCUAAGUCGGGAAAACACCCCCGAGGGUCUCUUCGACCUGUCCAAGGAAUUCAUUUUCGUGUCUUUCAACUACCGUCUUGGAAUCACCGGUAUUGCCAACUCUGUGUCCCUCACUCACCAGGGCGCCACAGACAAUGUGGCACUGUACGAUGUUGAGCAUGCCUACAAGUGGGUAAAAAAGUAUAUCAGCGAAUUCGGUGGUAACCCUGAAGAUAUCACGGCUUUCGGUUUCUCUGCUGGUGGCAGUAUGCCCUUGUUUAUGAUGACUCGCUACGGUGGUCACAACUCGCAGCUCUUCAACAAGGCUUACAUUACUUCUCCUGGCUUCGUCCCUGGUGCCGGUCACCAUCAGGGUGAGAUGUUCUACCAAAAUGUUUCCACUGCAGUCGGUUGCACUGGCGGUGACUUGACUUGCAUGCGUGCGGUCUCCUUCACCAACUUGACCGAUGCUGCGAACGAUGUCUACGAUACCUAUGGCUAUCAAUUCCAGCCCCGUGUUGACGGUGACUUUGUAGCUGACACCUACGAGUCGCAGCUCUACCAGGGUCGCUUCAACUUUGACGGACCUCUGGUUAUUACCCACGAGCAGCAUGAGAACAAUGGAUCACCAACCUCCGGUGUCAAUACCACUGCGGAUGUAGAGGCUGAGCUUCGCGCCUUCUUCCCGGCUAUCACUGACGAUGUUGUUGAGGAAAUCAUGGACGCGUUUCCUGCCUCUGACUACACUAGCCCUGGCUACCGGUUCGCGGACAUGAGACAGUCCUUCGAUCUUACUGCUCACAACUAUGCUUUGACCCGUGCCCUUGACAACAACACUUGGAACGCCAUGGUUGCUCUUGACCAAUCCACCCAUGGUACUGACCAGAGCUACUACUGGUACAGCACUUACUCUCUUUCCUCUUCCGGCUCCUCCGGCAGUGCUGAUUCUGGAGCCGGUGUCGCUAUCAGCGGUAGCUCCUCCGUCAGCUCAACUGUUGCUCGCAAGAUGCAAAAGUAUCUCCUUUCCUUCAUCCUCACUGGAAACCCCAACACGAAGUGGUCUAGCGAUAAACUCCACUGGCCUAAGUACGGCAGCGAUGCUACCGAGCUGGUUUUCAACACCACCAUGUACACCCAGACUGAUGACCUGGCCAACAUCAAGAGUACCUGCUGGAACAAGGCUCUGUGGUACUAG
This is a messenger RNA of Penicillium crustosum, 1533 nucleotides long. RefSeq lists its product as uncharacterized. NCBI's taxonomy places the organism in Eukaryota, Fungi, Ascomycota, Eurotiomycetes, Eurotiales, Aspergillaceae. The record is from RefSeq and is a predicted model, not a curated record. The transcript has 4 exons. Bases 1 to 1533 code for a protein of 510 amino acids.